Dictyostelium discoideum AX4 is the source of this 357-nucleotide messenger RNA. RefSeq lists its product as hypothetical. NCBI's taxonomy places the organism in Eukaryota, Evosea, Eumycetozoa, Dictyosteliales, Dictyosteliaceae. The record is from RefSeq and is a predicted model, not a curated record. The coding region runs from base 1 to 357 and encodes 118 amino acids. The transcript has a single exon.
AUGAAAAUAUCUCUGAAAUGGUUCCCAUUUUAUUUUUUUUUAUAUUUUUUUUUUUUUAAACCAGUUUAUUUUUCAAAUGGAAUAACUCAGGCAUGUUCUUUUGUUCUCAGUGAACAAAACUCAAUUUGUCAAGAUACUUAUUCUCUUGAAAUCAAUUUAAAUCCAAAUAAUUAUAACUAUAAUCCAUAUUUUAUCACAAGUGAUUUAUCAUCAUUUGUUACAUUACAAACAUCAACUACUCAAUUAUUUUUUGGACUUUGGUCAUUAAAUUUUGGUGCUGAUACAACAACCCAAGUCGAUAAUAUUUAUGGAAAUCAACAAACCCAUCAAAUACCACCUAUUUUAAAAAUUAAAUAA